Messenger RNA from Lodderomyces elongisporus, 1041 nucleotides. RefSeq lists its product as uncharacterized. Bases 1 to 1041 code for a protein of 346 amino acids. Lineage: Eukaryota; Fungi; Ascomycota; Pichiomycetes; Serinales; Debaryomycetaceae. The record is from RefSeq and is a predicted model, not a curated record. The transcript has a single exon.
AUGUUAAAUAGAUCAAACCCUAACCUCAAACCAAUUCACAAGCGAGACUCCAAGCUAGAUUUGAUUGAUGACACUACGUUGACUUCACUACCGUUUCCUCCACCUCCUCCGGCUAAGCGGCACUCGCUUCGAAAUGCGCAAUCAUUGUACAUGCAAAGAUCUUGCUGUUUGGUCAAACCCAAUGAUUCAAAGUCUUUUGUAAAGAGUCCGCUGCUAUUAGGUAAAAGCUCAACUCUAUCAUGGGCUGAAAAUACAAAGCGCAACAACCACUACAGCACCGAUUCUAUUUCACAAACUACUAAUGAGGAAAUGCAGCAAGAAGCACGCGAGGAAUAUGAUGAAGGUUAUAGCUUCUUUGACUACUCCUAUGAUGAAGCUGACCCAAUUGUUUUCGUCGAAGAUUAUCUCUCAUCACUUAACGCGAAUACAGGUACUACAAAUUCUGCUGCGACAUCUACAAUUUCGGCCAGUUCUGAAAACUCGAAUAAAUGUUGCAGCACCUCAACCUCCAUUGCUACCCUCAAUUCGCGUCAAAUUCAUCGACAGAUUUCGUUAGCGGAGUUCAAGUCGAGAAAAAUUUCCAAUAGUACCCUUCAGUCUCAGUCUCAGUCUCAGUCUCAGUCUCGGUCUCAGUCUCAAAGUUCAUUAUACGUACAUCACAACCAGAGCCAAGGAUGCACUUCAAGCAUAUAUAGAAACAACUUCAACAAUGUUCCCGAAAGUUUUGAAGAUUUGGAGGCGAUCUUUGGAGAGAUACCGGGAAGUGAAUUGCUCAAGAGUUGCAAUUUAUGUGACAAACCGCUUUACGAGCUAUCCUCAAUUAUUCAAAAUGCUGAAAAUAUGCACUUAAUCGAGUUAAUUUGUGGAGAUUGUGUAUAUGCUUACGAAGAGUAUUUAGGAGAACAAGCAAAGCAAGGCUAUCACAAGACGGAUGAAAGUGAAAAACUUCGAGAAAGACUCUUGAAAGUAUUUCUUCCACUUUGCGCAAGGUAUAAUGCUCAGAGUUGGCAAUGCUUUCAAUUCAAUCUGAUAACCACUUAG